This is a messenger RNA of Prosopis cineraria, 1285 nucleotides long. RefSeq names its product methyl-CpG-binding domain-containing protein 11-like. The record is from RefSeq and is a predicted model, not a curated record. Gene Ontology annotation, molecular function: DNA binding. Lineage: Eukaryota; Viridiplantae; Streptophyta; Magnoliopsida; Fabales; Fabaceae. The transcript is spliced from 3 exons. Bases 185 to 997 code for a protein of 270 amino acids.
UAUGUUAUCUUUUCAGGCCCCGGAAGUGGGAAGAAAGAAAGAAAGAACGGGAGACAUAUCACAUAACUUUACACAGAAAAAGGAGAGAGAAACAAAGCAGGGUCCAAAAAGGCCACCAAAUCCGUAUCUAUUACCAGUUUUAUCACCGCCUCAACAACGAUAAACGCACCGUGUUGCAGCUCUAAUGGCCGACGAUUCGCCUACCGCUGCAAAAGAUGAGGUCCUCUCUGUUGAGCUUCCAGCUCCUCCGGCCUGGAAGAAACUGUUUUUCCCAAAGAAAUUGGGAACACCGAGGAAAAGUGAGAUUGUGUUCAUAGCUCCUACUGGGGAGGAGAUCAGUGGAAGGAAACAACUGGAGCAGUACCUAAAGGCACAUCCUGGCAAUCCUGCUGUAUCUGAGUUUGACUGGGGAACUGGUGAGACCCCUCGGCGAUCAGCCAGGAUCAGCGAGAGGGCGAAAUCAACUCCUCCAGCAGAUGCUGAGCCUCAAAAGAAGCGAGCUCGAAAAUCAUCUGGUUCAAAGAAAGAUCCGAAGGAAACAGAACCUGCUUCAGAAGGAGGAGGCAAGGGAAAGUCUGCUGCUAAAGAAGAAGAACCCAAGGCUGCAGAGGAUGAUGCUCAUAAGGAGGGAGAAACAGGAGAGAGAAAAAAGGGGUUUGAGAACUGGAAUGAAACACAGCAAACUGAACAAACAACUGAUACUCAUAAUGAUAAUAAGCUGCAGGGUGAUGCAGAGGAAAACACUAAAAGUCAAGAGAAAGCUGAAGAAGUUGCAGCAGAGGAAAAAACUGGUGUAAAAACUUUGAACGCUGAACCACAGAAAGAAAACGGCGUCACUGUACAGGUGAACGGGGAAGCUGAUGUCAAGAAGACGAUAACUCAAACGGAGGAGAUGGGGAUGAAGAUUGAUGAAGAGAGAGUUGAGAAUGGGAGAGUUAAUGCAGAUGUGCGCAGUGAAGCCGCUCAACAUUCAUCAGCCCACCCUGUGGCAUGCUGAAAUGCACUGUACUGUACUGUACUAAUGUGUAGUAGUACCCUUUGACUCUUGUAAUGUUAUUCCAGCUAUCUUGUUGAGACAUCCUGGAUGACUGUGGUCUCUUAUUUUUUGUUCAUUUGGGUUUACCUAGGAGGGAAUCAUUUGAAACGUGACCUGUACCUUCUGUUAGUUUAGGCUCUAGAUCUUCCAUAGUGCUGCCGCUCUUUAGAUUUCUGACUGUAAAACUUCAAUGUUAGUCAUCUAAUUCGCACUUGCGUAGUGGGAAAAGUGGUGGUUGAGGUUCUGAUC